GAGCGGGCCGGGGGGGGGCCAGGAUUCCGCCCGCUUCAAACGUGGUGGGCCCCCAAUCUGUCCGCCUCCGCCAGACGCCGACGUCCGCCCGCAGCAGCAGCAGCUCCGUCCCUAGCGCGGGUUAGCAUGGCUGCGGAGCAAGCCCCGCUGCUCGAAGGGAUGGUCGGGAUUCCGCCGGCGCCGUUCGCCAGCGCCCUGUCACCAGGGGAGCCCUCGGGCCAGCGGCUGCCGCAGGCCAUCGCCCACCGCGGCUACAAGGCCGCGUACCCGGAGAACUCCAUGGGCGCCUUCCGCGGCGCCGUCGCCGUCGGCUCCCGCGCCGUCGAGACGGAUCUGCAUCUGUCCAAGGAUGGCGUCGUCGUGCUCUCCCAUGACGCCACGCUGGAACGGUGUUUCGGCCGGAAGGAGAAGAUCGCGGCCUGCGACUGGAGCUACCUGCGCGGUCUGCGGACGACGAGGGCGCCGCACGAGGCGAUGCCGAGGCUGGUGGAUCUGCUCGCGUAUCUGGCGCAGCCGGGGCUCGAGGACAUCUGGGUCCUACUGGACGUCAAGAGAGAUGACGACCCCGACGAGAUUAUGGGUAGGACGGCUGCCGCCAUCGCGUCUGUCCCGGCGUCUAGGCCGUGGAGGGACAGGAUCGUUGUGGGGUGCUGGAAUGCACCAUACAUCGAACUCUGCAAAGAAUACCUCCCCGGCUUCCCUGUAGCCUUCAUCGGCUGGUCGCUACUGUACGCAUCCAAGUUCCUCCGCGAGCCCAACGUCAACUUCAACCUCAUCCAGCAGGCGCUCGCGGGCCCGUGCGGCACGCGCUUCAUGGCGGCGGCCCACCGGGCCGGGCGCAGCGUCUUCGCGUGGACGGUCAACGAGGAGGAGUGGAUGGAGUGGUGCAUCCGCAAGGGGGUCGACGGCGUCAUCACCGACGACCCGAAGCUCUUCCUAGAGGUGUGCGAGCGCUGGUGCGGUGAGGCCGGCAAGGCGGCCGGCGACGACCGCCGGGGUGGGGCGCGGCCGAGCGCGCUGAGGCGAGUCAGGCAGUUCACCGCCGUGGUCAUCGUGCAGCUGUUGGCUACGCUGAUGACGGGGUUGCUGUUCUAUAAGAGCGGGGUGAUGGAGCGGAAGCGGCGGCGGAAGAUGCGCUCGUAGAAGAUAGAAGGUAGGGAUGCUUACUCUUGUGCACGCUUUUCCCUUUUUUCGUUGUUGGUGGGGUGGCACUUCCUUAAAUGUUUGACGGGGAUAGACGAUACGAUCAUGCUUAUGACUGGGACUGGGUUUUUUCUCUUUGACUUGGGA
Messenger RNA from Phialemonium atrogriseum, 1290 nucleotides. Its product is annotated as PLC-like phosphodiesterase. Gene Ontology annotation, biological process: lipid metabolic process. Gene Ontology annotation, molecular function: phosphoric diester hydrolase activity. The transcript is spliced from 5 exons. The coding region runs from base 127 to 1143 and encodes 338 amino acids. Lineage: Eukaryota; Fungi; Ascomycota; Sordariomycetes; Cephalothecales; Cephalothecaceae. The record is from RefSeq and is a predicted model, not a curated record.